Aedes albopictus (Asian tiger mosquito) is the source of this 672-nucleotide messenger RNA. RefSeq lists its product as uncharacterized. The record is from RefSeq and is a predicted model, not a curated record. The coding region runs from base 82 to 444 and encodes 120 amino acids. NCBI's taxonomy places the organism in Eukaryota, Metazoa, Arthropoda, Insecta, Diptera, Culicidae. The transcript has a single exon.
AAAGUCAAUUGUAUCAUCAUUCGAUUAACAUCAUAACUACUUCAAUUUACUUAAGUAAGAGUUCAAUAAUUUAGUACAAAAAUGAAGUCUUACGCCGCCAUCGUCCUCGUCUCGAGCCUCAUUGCCGCCACUAGCUGUGCCCCACAGUUUGGAUUCGGAGCAUCCGGAGCAGGAGCCAACGCCGCAUCCCAAGGAAUGGGAAUGGGAGGAGGAUUUCCCGGUAUGGGCGGGGGCAUGAGUUCCUCAAAUGCCAACGCCGGUGCACAAGGUUUCGGAAUGGGCGGUGGAUUCCCCGGAAUGGGAGGUGGCAUGGGCGCUUCGUCCGCAAACGCUGGUGCCGCUUCGCAGGGAUUCGGAAUGGGCGGACCUUUCGGAGGCAUGGGUAUGGGAGGCUCGGCGGCCAAUGCUGGAGCGCAAGGUAUGGGCCAGGGAUUCGGUGGGUAAGAAGGGGUAUAUUAUUUAGUGAAUUAGCUAGGUGUUCAAAUUAUUUUCCAAAGAUAGUAAUUCUAUUUAUUUUUGGAAAAAGUGUAAUUAUUUAUUGAUUUAUACGUGCGUAGUAUUGCUGAAGAGAGUAAUAAAUGAAUGAAAACAAUUGCAACUAUAAGUAAAAAUGUAAUUCAUUAGUAAAAUAUGAUUGAUGACAGAACCACGUCCACAAACCGCCAUUCUCCA